Molecule: messenger RNA, 1177 nt
Organism: Eruca vesicaria subsp. sativa (arugula)
Lineage: Eukaryota; Viridiplantae; Streptophyta; Magnoliopsida; Brassicales; Brassicaceae
Source: the annotation of a GenBank genome assembly
UAACGUAUGUGUGAGAUUGUUUGUAUAUAUUAAUGAGCUUUGUUUUUGCUAAAAGCUUUUAUCCAAACUAUGAAAGGCACUAUGUUUUGUGCAUCUCAAGCAUCAACAGCUACGGCUAACCAUGAUGAACGGAGCAUCAACCGUCACAACCCCAUUAUCAAAGAUGGUAGAAGAUCUUUCACGGCACCGUGCUCUUCCGGUGACGAUUACAUUGCACCGUACCGUCAACUUUCGAAAAUUACGAAAAUACCCUCCUCCCCUUCCUCCUCAGGUGAUGGGAAGAUGGUUCAGGUUGAUAAGGGAAGGAAGAGUACUUCAAAGUCGUUGUUGAAGCUACUUAGUAGUGAUAAUGUUAGCCUAGCGAGGAAGAGUUUUGGCUGUGGUGAUGUUACCAAAAGUACCCCACCUGGUUCUACAAGGUAUCUUCUUGGAACCGACCCGGUUUCUUUAUCCGGGUCUUCGGGUAAGGAUAUGGUUGUAGGGGAGGAAGGUGAACCUUCUGAGGCAAGAAGAGCAGUGGAAGAGAAAAAGAAGACUUCUUCUGGUUCAGACCAGCAGGUGGUUGUUCUUAGAGUGUCUAUCCACUGUCAGUGCAGAGGCUGUGAAGGCAAAGUGAAGAAACAUCUAUCUAGAAUGCAAGGUCAAUUAUCUCUUCUUAUCAUGUUUGGCUUUUUCUUUAUCAACAUGAUGUCCACACAUAUACAUAUCAUUGUAAAUGGGUUUUGGAUAGGAGUGACAUCCUUCAACAUAGAUUUUGCUUCAAAGAAGGUGACUGUGACUGGAGACAUCACUCCCUUACAAGUAUUGGGUUGCCUCUCAAAGGUCAAAAAUGCUCAGUUCUGGACACCACCACCUCCAUCAUCUCUCCCAAGGGCAGAUCCAGAGAACUAAAGAAACACCUUAGUGAAUUUGUAUUAUCUUUCUCUUAUGUGUUCUGAAUCAAAGGUUAACAGAGACCUUUCACUGAGAUGACGCUUAAUGCUUUUUUUCAGGGACUCAUGCAUGUUUAUUCACUACCUCAUAUGAUAAAAUUGUCAUUACAAUAUUCCAUUUAGUUCAGUUUUUGUUUAAACUAUAUAUCUAAGAUUGAGAUAAUAUUUAACAUUCUAGAAGAUUGCAUCUACUACAAGCUCUGCUAAGAGUUCAUCUGUCAACAUUUCCUCAAUAUCUCUACCUA